CCUCCUGAGCGACAGUGUGCGGAUUUCUGUUUUCCAUUGAUAUAUUUAGCAAAAAAAAUGUAUUUUCAGGAGCAUAGCAUUAAUUUUCAGGAACUUGCUCAAAUGUAGACUUAUGUUUACAAAAGCGUUCAACGAAACGUCAUCACAUAAUGAUAUGCUCUCCACCAAUCAAACGUUUACGUCGUGUGAACACGAAGUGUCACCAGAACAAGGAAUGAAGCUGUGAAGGGAAGGUGUACUACAGAGUUGAUGUCACAGCCUCUCGGACCAGGACCAUCAUGACAAGACACAUCUCUGUUUCUGACAGAAAAUAGAAGAGGCUUUGAGGGUUAUGUGCCACUCAUAUUACUGAGCGAUACCAUAUCUGGACAUUAUGGAGCUUGUAGUGGCCAAGGUCCUUUGCCUUCUGGGAGUGUUUACCCUCAUGUUGGCUGGGAUUCUUCUCCCAGUGCGACUCAUGAUUCAGGUGGACUAUGAAAAAGCCCCAAGGUACAGGAAGGCUCUUGCACUCUGCAAUUCUUUUGGAGGUGGUGUAUUUCUGGCCACUUGCUUCAAUGCUCUUUUGCCUGCCGUACGAGACAAGGUGGAUGAGGUCCUUAAACUGGUGAAUAUCACCACAGACUACCCACUGGCAGAGACUAUGAUGAUGCUGGGCUUCUUCCUCACAGUCUUUGUGGAGCAGGCAGUGCUCACCUUCAAGAAGGAGAAGCCAUCUUUCAUUGACCUGGAAACUUUCAACGCAAGGGGCUCAGAGGCUGGUAGCGACUCUGAGUACGACGCUCCAUUCAUCUCCCCCACCCGGGGCUCCACCACCACCAUGGGCCGCCACCACCACCAUGGGCAUCACCAUGGACACCUCAGCCCCACCGAGCUGGCCAGAGCUGGGCCUCUACGGCUGGCCAGCCUGGUCCUGGCUCUCUCUGCCCAUUCUGUCUUUGAGGGACUGGCGCUGGGCCUCCAGGAGGACGGGGCCAAGCUUGGAAGCCUCUUCCUGGGGGUGGUCAUCCACGAGACCCUGGCUGCCGUGGCUCUGGGGGUGAGUGUUGCCAAAGCUUCUUUGCCCAUGAGGGAUGCCAUCAAACUGGGUGUGACGGUCAGCCUCAUGAUACCCAUUGGCAUCGGACUGGGCAUGUGCAUCAAUAGUGCCCAGAACCUGGCAGGCAGUAUUGCAUCGGUGGUGCUCCAAGGCCUGGCUGCUGGUACUUUCCUCUUUGUCACCUUCUUUGAGAUCCUGUCUCGGGAGCUGGAAGAUAAACAUGACAGACUGCUUAAGGUGCUCUUUCUCAUACUGGGAUAUGGAGUUCUAGCAGGCCUAAUGUUCAUCAAAUGGUGAUGGAAGGAAGAAGCCUUUUAAUGCAAUCAGUUGUCUGAUAUCACACUGACCACAAUUUGUAUUGUGUGCACAUAGGCACUACCAAAGUAAAUGUUUUUUAUUUGGUAAAUCAAGUAUCGUAGUUUUUCUUUGCACUGGAACAUGUUUGCUUACCAAGUCAGGCUAUGUUGCUGUGUUAGUUUCUGCCAUAGGGAAUACAUGCUCCUGACAUUGAUUAGUAAUGGGAAAGCUAGUCACUUUGAUAGUAUAUGUUUCCAGAGACCGGAUGAAAACGGAUGUCGAGAGAUCCAGAAAACAAAUUUAUAGCAUUUAUAGUAAAAGACUCAUUUUGGUAGUGAAGUGAAUGACUUGUAACAUAAAGGAAAACUUUAUUGAAGAAAAUGUGCUACGUGCAGUGAUCUGUAACUGAUAUUAACAUAUUGAUGUUUGUGGUUGAAGGAUAUAAUGGUGGUUAGUAUGAAGUGGUUCAUAUUGUCUCCUGUCUGGUCUAUGUACCUGCUGUUUCCAUGAUCAGUAAGCUAUGUGUUAAAAUAUGUGCGUAUUUCAAUGUACCAUUGUCAAAUGUAAACAGUUUUGAUUUGUUUUUGUCUGUUGGGGUAAGUGUUUCCUAGAAUGAAUAGCCCAAUAAGGAGUUGAGAAAAAAUGUGUGCAUAUCGUUCAUUGAAUUCAAGUCAGAAUAGCUUCCUAAUUGUGUAAUUUUAGUUGGAUACUUUAGCCUUUUUACAAUUUAUUACCCUAACUCCCUAAUCAAAUAAGAAUCAAUUCACUGGAAACCGUUUGUGUAGCCUGGUGCAUGGUCCUGAUAUUUGUCACUUUGAGAUUAUAUCAAUGGUUUCCUUUUCAAAAGUCUUAAAACAAAAGGAAACUUUCAUUAUUGUGAAAAUAGUUUUAAUGCAAAAAAUAUAUAUUCAGUGGCAACCAGCUUUCCUUUAUAUAAUGAACAGUGAAAUGCAAAUAAGUUAUGACUUCUUUACAACAUGGGGUUGGUGAAGGUUAAAUUCUUUAUUUAUAUUAGAUAAUAGCAGCCCUUCAAUGAAAACUGUUUGCAAUGUUGUGACAAAUGUUUAACUCAAACUAUUUUUAUAUAUAUACCGUGUAUUACAUGUUUUGGCGGUGAGGUUUUCUAUUUUAAUUUGAUUGAAUUGAGCAUUAAAGAAGUCCAGCCAUGGUGUGA
This is a messenger RNA of Oncorhynchus gorbuscha (pink salmon), 2507 nucleotides long. Its product is annotated as zinc transporter ZIP3-like. NCBI's taxonomy places the organism in Eukaryota, Metazoa, Chordata, Actinopteri, Salmoniformes, Salmonidae. Bases 374 to 1333 code for a protein of 319 amino acids. The transcript has 3 exons. The record is from RefSeq and is a predicted model, not a curated record. Gene Ontology annotation, biological process: zinc ion transmembrane transport. Gene Ontology annotation, molecular function: zinc ion transmembrane transporter activity. Gene Ontology annotation, cellular component: plasma membrane.